AUGAACGGAAUUUUUGUUGGGCUGUUGUUGUUUUUUAUUUUUCUUAAUUGUAUUUCAUCGUCACCAUCACCAAUUCAACGUAAUGCUGAUCCAUCAUGUCCACCAUAUGGAUGUAUUGUGGAUACUUCAUUCUGUUUUUGUGGCGUAACACAAACUCCAGAUGAUCGUUGUUGCAAAGCUACUUGUACUUCAUGUCCACCUGAUUUUAAUGUUAAACCAUGGCUUACAAUUGACUGGAAUACAUUUAAUGUCAGUGCUCUCGAUUUAUCUCUUUUCGGUCGAAAGUAA
Rotaria sp. Silwood1 is the source of this 288-nucleotide messenger RNA. NCBI's taxonomy places the organism in Eukaryota, Metazoa, Rotifera, Eurotatoria, Philodinida, Philodinidae. The record is from the annotation of a GenBank genome assembly.